AGAGCUUCACGCAGGCUGUUGAUAUCAGGACAGGGGAGCAUUAGGAGCCAAACGUGAGGGAGGGAGGGAGCGAGCAAAGCAAAGCAAAGCUGGGUGGAAAAUAAUUGUUUGCUUCGCUCAACUGACGCUUCCAGAAUUCACUUGAGCGAGGCUUUUAGCUUUUGGCACAGACGAACAAGCGCAGCUCGGUUUGUGGUUAUUUAAUGGGGCAACAAGGUAGGCUACCGCGGCUGUCGCCAGCACUGCAACUUUAUUUUCACGGACUAAUGCGACGUACAGGCGCUGUAUAACUGCCUCUCGGCGAGGCAUAUCGCACGUCUUCGAAGACCAUGUCGGUGUUUGAAUACAAGCUGGUCAUCUAACCUGCAUUUUUGUAGUACAAAGCGCGCGAACGCUUAACUUCGAUCAGGCUACCUCUUUUCAUGCCGAACCACCACAUGAGAGGUCGACGUCGAUAAGACCACAGACAGACAAAGCCCCCCUCUGUUUUUAAAAUAUUACUUUGGAGUCACCUGAAUCUACGUGGGGGAAAUGCCUUUGGGGUUGUUCUGGAUGUGUUUGUGGUGCUUUCUUCGUCCUGGAGCCACCGGUCAAGGACAGUCGACUCCGGCUGUUUGUUCCCCCUCAUGUAGCUGUGAUGAAGAUGGAGGUGCGGACUGCUCAGGGAGAGGACUGACCACCGUCCCGGCUGGCCUCAGUGCUUUUACCUACUACCUAGAUCUGAGCAUGAAUAACAUCACUGAGCUUCCAGCAAAUGUUUUCAAGAACUUCCCUUAUCUGGAGGAACUGAGACUUGCAGGUAAUGAUUUAUCCUUCAUCCACCCUGAAGCCCUGUCUGGACUGCAUCAACUCAAAGUCCUGAUGCUCCAGAACAAUCAACUUAAGACUGUACCAAGCGCUGCUCUGAAGAACCUUCAUUUUCUCCAGUCUCUUCGACUAGAUGCAAACCACAUUACUACAGUUCCAGAUGACAGUUUUGAGGGUCUUCAGCAACUGCGACAUCUAUGGUUGGAUGACAACAACCUUACAGAGGUCCCAAUUGGUUCAUUACAGCACCAAGCAAAUCUACAAGCACUGACGUUGGCACUCAACCGCAUCUUGUACAUACCAGACAACGCCUUUGCAAACCUCACCAGCCUAGUUGUACUGCAUCUUCACAAUAACAGAAUUACAGAGAUUGGCAACAAAUGCUUCACCGGUCUUAUGAACCUGGAAACACUGGAUCUUAACUUUAACAACCUGAUUGUUUUUCCCAAAGCAAUUGAAGCCCUUCCCAAACUGAAAGAACUGGGGUUCCAUAGCAAUGAUAUUGCUUCUAUACCUGAAGGGGCUUUUCAUAACAACCCCCUGCUGCGAACCAUACAUUUCUAUGACAACCCUCUGUCAUUUGUGGGUGCAACGGCUUUCCAGAAUUUAUCUGACCUCCACUCUCUAAUGCUGCGUGGGGCAGGCAUGAUGCAUGACUUCCCUAUCCUCACAUGGACAAACAACAUUGAGAGCCUGACACUGUCGGGGACCAAGAUAUCAUCCGUCCCCACUGAUUUGUGUGAAGAUCUCAAGCUUCUAAGGACACUAGAUUUAUCCUACAAUGAGAUCAAGGAGUUACCAUUCCUUCAGGGCUGUGUCCAACUGCAGGAGAUAAGCUUUCAACACAACCAGAUUGAACGAAUAGGAAGGGAACAUUUUCAAGGUCUUACUGCUCUUCGUUUACUAGACCUGAGUAGGAAUAAAAUCCAAUUUAUCCACAGAGAUGCUUUUCUUACCCUUUCUGCUCUCACUAACCUAGAUCUGACUAUGAACUAUCUGACUGCGUUUCCAACGGCUGGGCUCGGUGUCCUUACUCAACUGAAACUCUCAGGGAACCCACAGAUGAAAAAUGUGCUGACUGUGAAGCAGUUACCCAAACUUAGAUAUGUCUCUGUUCCUUAUGCCUAUCAAUGUUGCGCAUUUGUUGGAUGUGACUCAGUGACAAGUUCUUGUGAGGAACGUGACGUCAAGAGAUCAGCAGGUGAAGAGGAUGUGGAACAAAAUCCAAUGAUUAUGCAUUGCUCUCCUUCACCAGGAGCCUUCAAGCCUUGUGAGAAUCUCUUAGGCAACUGGAUGAUUCGCCUGACGGUGUGGUUCAUCUGCUUGGUGUCGCUGGUUUUUAACAGUCUAGUGCUGGUUGCCACCUUCUCCCCCACACACUGCUUCUUAGCCCGCUCUCAUUGGCGAAUUGCAUCCAUCCCCUCAGCCAGAUUGUUGAUGGGCCUUCUCGCCUUGGCAAACCUGCUCACAGGCCUUUAUGUAGGGGUGCUGACCAUGCUGGACGUCGCCACAUGGGGGUCGUUUGCCGAGUUUGGCGUUUGGUGGGAAAUGGGGCCCGGCUGCCAGUUUACAGGGUCUCUUGCGGUCUUCUCCUCGGAGUGGGCAGUAUUGUUGCUCUUACUGGCAGCGGUAGAGCGAAGCGUGUCCGUACGGGACAUUCUCGGCAAAGCGAUGACAUCGCCCAGGAGGAGCGGCUUCAGCCGCAGAGGAUGCUGGAGACGAGAGCGACGCUUCGGCCUGGCCGCCGGCGUGGCGGCCUUGCUCGCUGGCGGCGCCGCCUGUCUACCUCUACUGACGUUCGGCGAACGGUCUGCCUCGCCUCUCUGCCUACCCUUCGCCGGGGCGGAGAGUCCAGCCCUAAGCGUCACCGUUGUUCUGGUGCUGCUUAACGCCCUGGCUUACCUGUUCACUGCGGCCGUAUACACUCAGCUGUACUGUCACCUGGGGAGGGUGGAACUGGUUGACCCAGAGCAGACGGGCGCUCUACGUCACGUAGCUUGGCUCAUCUUCACCAACUGCAUCUUCUUUUGUCCUGUGGCCGCUUUCUCAUUUGCCCCCCUCUUAACCGGAUCUACCGCCGGAGGCCCGGAGAUCGCCAAGUCCGUCACUCUGAUUUUCUUUCCGCUCUCAGCGUGCCUCAACCCGGUUCUCUAUGUUUUCUUCAGCCCGGCCUUCCGGCAGGACUGGCUGAGGUUACGCAGUUGUCGACGUCUGAGCAGGGGGAAGAAGCAAACUGGAGGCGACAGCCACGGAGACGUCGGCGGUGGCGACUCUGAGCUGACGGGUGGAGGCUCCUCCGCUCAGUUCAACUUUGACUGUGGAGUUUACUCUCAACUUUGUGGAGAAGUGGUUUUGUGCGAGGAGUGUGAGGCGUCGCUGCAUGCCAAGACCUGCUCUUCCCUCUCGUCCUCCGCUGUCUGCAGACACUUGGUGAAAUCUCACAGCUGUCCCACCCUCUUGACAGGAGGGGCAGCGUGCCAGCGCGCUGAGGGAUUCUGGCCGGAGAGCGGCACGCCGUCGGCUCAGUCCGAAUACGCCGACGAGGGGGACUCGUUCGUCUCUGACAGCUCGGACCAAGUUCAGGCGUGUGGCAGAGCCUGCUUCUGCCAGAGUAAAGGCCUUCCUCUAGUAAACUACUCGUACAGCAUACCUCGAGUCAAAGACUAAGGCCGCUUCGGCACUCUGUCAAAUCUGCGUGCAAAAAUCUACGUAACCAGUUCACAAGGAGACAGGCCUUGUUGAAAGGGGACAACGAGCACUUAUGUUUGUUUUUUUAACAGAGCAAACACACACAAGCAUUCAUCUAAAGGGAACUUUGGAUUUAAUAUAUGUGGAGGAGAUUGUUCAAACUGGCCAAUGAACGGAAGUUGCAGAGGACGUCUCACCAGCUGUGCCUGUUUUCGUGCCUGUACUUGCGGUUUCUCUAUGUGCGCCCAUGACCCUUUUUCAAUGUAGCUGGAAUGUAAGCCCUAACAAAUGUUUAAGCGUCUCAUUAGCAAAUGUUUAUUUUGUACAACAACAGUUUUGUUUUUCAAAUCAUAAAUGUUGCAAACAACUGUAGUUUGUGAAUGUAUGAGUCUGGUGGUCUCCACCUUAAAGAUGAAAUAAUGGUCUGCUACCUGCCCGUAACUGUGACUGUGUGAAACGGUGUGCUAAUGCUAUGAGAGGCUAUAGGUCUCAACUUCACACUUACUUGUAUUAAGUCACCAAGACUAAGAAUGUGAUCUGAGUAGCAAAUAUCACUGUUUUGAGCAACAGCUCACAUUGCUUGUUAUGAGCGCUGCUCUUAUUUAUUGUUUGAGCGACAGCAAUAUUUGGAUGCAGGUGGUGUCAUUUGUUUGAAAGGGCAACCUUGUUUAAUUACCAGCCUUUGUUGGGCUGUUGCUAAUGGUAUAAACUGCAUCCCCACAUAUUUGUGCUCACAGAACCAAGUCUGUUUUUUUUUUUUCUUUUCUCAACUUUUUUUAAAACAAAUUUUUAAUUAUUUCUUUAUUUUUGGGUGCCAACCAGUUAAAAAAAAAAAAACACUGAGGCAAUUUAUCAGCGCUUAUGUGGGGAUUUUCUCUAUUUGGCGUGAGGCCUGGUCACUAGCACAAAUAGCGGGAGUCCACUUAUAUCCUUAAAAUGCAUAAACUGGUACAUGUAAAUAUUUUUUGUUCCUAAUCAGACUUUUUCAAAUGUUUUUUGUAUUCUAAAAACCUGUCAUGUUGCUUAUGAUAAAGCUAAGUUCAGAAUUUAACCCUUUAUAGGGCAAGUUUUUAUUUUUAUUUUUUCUAUUAACCCCUUAAAGACCUCGAAGACCUCACGUUUUGGGUUAUGUGGGCAACAACAUUUGCUAAACAAGUGUGACCUACAUGAACCAAAAUGUGAUGUCCACAUAUGUGGACACCAGGUCUCAAUAUUAUAUAUAGUGGAAAACACUCAGGUGACUUGAAGUUCCACUCUGAGACCCCCAUUUUGGCCAAAUUUCCGAAUUGUCCUAUAUGCAUGUGUAAUACAUCAUUGGAAAGCUUAAAAUCUCAAUAUUCCGGGGGAGGAAAAAAUUUUAACAGGAGGGCAUUUAAAAAAAAAAAAAAAAAAAAAAAAAAAUUAACCUCUAAACCCUAACUCGAGGUGAGAGCAUGAGAGAGCAUAAUUAAAGACACCAUGAUUUUAACGAGAUAUUAUCACGUACUUACCUUGUUUUGAUCCCAAAACUCCAUGUAACAUGUCUCACCAAGUGUCAUGACACAGCUGUGAAUGGCCACAGCCAGACUUUUUGGUGGAUUUUUUUGGGUGAAACAUGGUCAUAUCACAAGGGUCGUGAUGGAGAAAUCGCAAACAUCAAGGAGUGGUCGAGAUUUUCUUUUUCAAAUAUUUAUCCUUUUUAAAACUUUCUUUUUUUCUUUGUUCGGAUCGAUUAUCAUCUAAAAUAUUGGGGAAAUUGUGACGGUAACAAAAAAAAAAAAAAUACAAUUAAGCGAUAGUUAUGAGGUAAAUAUCCGUGACCUAUUUACAGACAUUUUUUUAAAAUUUUGAAGUACUAUGUUUAAAACUUGAAAUAUGAGAGUGAAUAAUUUUAUAAAGUCGUGUUUUUUUUUUAACUAAAUAUUAGACAUCAAUUAAUGAUUCUGAACUAAAAACUAUAGACAUUUCAAAUAAUAUGAUUACUUAGCUUCUUUUCAUGGCUGGGUUAAAACAAAAGCGGUUGCGUGGUGUCUGUAAAUGGGGUCUCCAGGGUAAAACGGACAAAUUAAAAAUAGUUUGGGGGCUAAAUGCGCCAUGAAACUGCUAUGGCAGCAUAUAGACAUAUUGUUCUAUCAAACACAACACAACUUUUGGCUUAAAAUACAGCAGUUUAUUUUAAAGAGGGGUGCAAGAGCAGAAACUACUUUUUCAGCCUUGUCCGUGUUUUCCGCUAUAUAUGUACUAUAUAUAUAUAUAUAUGUAUGUAUAUUUUUCCCCCUCAUUAAUCACUGUUUUUUUGUUGUUGUUGUUUUUGUUUCCCCAUUUUAAAAAAAUACACUGGUUAUGGCCUCCAAUAAUGCUCUAAAGUUGUUGGAAGACUGGCUGUGAAUGCUCAUCUUUCAGUGCCAUUGAUGGCGCUAGACGUGUAUUCCAAUUUGACUGUCAGGGCUGGGAGCAAUCAUUCGCUGUCAGCCUCGCAGUCAAAAUGGAUUGGACGUCUGCCGCUGUCAGUGGCAGUCAAUGAAUUAAAUGAGUGACCUAUAAAGGGUUAAUGCAGAAUGUUGCACUUUUGCAGUCUGGUUAAUAUAGUUGCUUCUCACAAAUUGCACCCAGUCAAUGCUCAAUUAAAGGUUAAUCACAGUUAAGACUUGUUACGCACAUAUGCGUAGUGCAAAUGAACACAUGAUAUAAUGUAAAACAAGGUUCUUCAAAUCUGUUUCACGACAACACAUCAUUAUAAAGUACGAUAGAGCAUUUGAUCAUAUUUUAGAAUGAUCAAAGUGGUCUGAAGAGCAUUGCUUGAAUGUGAAACAUAUUAAUCUCAUUUCCAAGCCCAUUCACGUGCAAGGACUUGGCUGAGGUUGUUUUACACAUUAAGUGGGUACCACCCUCGGAGCAUGUAUCUACAAGUGCUCAGGAAUUCAUCCAAUGGAACGUUGUUGUCUCUGCCAUCAAGACAAUCUGGUGUCUUUUAAGUGAAUCUUUUUUUUGUCCUUUGGGUGCUCAUGUAAGCAUUGUCUAGACUCUUAUCUGUCGCACCUGCCAAAAUUUCAUUUGAUCAAAAUGCUUCUCUCCUUACUGGUGGAAAUUUACAGGUGUUUUCAUAGUUAACUUGAUGUAUGUUAAGAAAUCUAGGUGUUAAUGUCUAUUUUUGUAGCUGUUUAUAAAUUAUUUGAAAAAAAAAAAAAAAAAAUUCAAGACUGGGAUGCUGUUCUAGGAAGCUACCUCCUCGAUUGUAUUUAGCAGCAGUUCUUUACACAAGAAAUCCCUUUUGCCCUCUUGUUGACGUCCCUGAUUUUAUGUUGACCCUUGUGUUUGAACAUAUUUAGUGCUUUUUGUGGGAGGAAUCUUUACUGUAUACUGUGAUUUUUUUUUUUUUUUAAGUGUUAACCAAACUAUACACCAAUUUUGUUUUAUAGACAAUUAUGCUGACAUAAUACUCGGCAAUUUCUUUUCUUGUUCUUUUUAUGAGAUCUUCCCAGGCUUGUUUUAUCUGCUCAUUUAGCAAAAAAAUGUGAAUAAAUCUUGACAAACA
Messenger RNA from Corythoichthys intestinalis (scribbled pipefish), 7009 nucleotides. It is a transcript of the gene lgr4, whose product is annotated as leucine-rich repeat containing G protein-coupled receptor 4. Bases 532 to 3474 code for a protein of 980 amino acids. The record is from RefSeq and is a predicted model, not a curated record. Gene Ontology annotation, biological process: adenylate cyclase-activating G protein-coupled receptor signaling pathway; hormone-mediated signaling pathway; activation of adenylate cyclase activity. NCBI's taxonomy places the organism in Eukaryota, Metazoa, Chordata, Actinopteri, Syngnathiformes, Syngnathidae. Gene Ontology annotation, cellular component: plasma membrane. Gene Ontology annotation, molecular function: protein binding; G protein-coupled peptide receptor activity. The transcript is spliced from 18 exons.